Molecule: messenger RNA, 1446 nt
Organism: Mollisia scopiformis
Lineage: Eukaryota; Fungi; Ascomycota; Leotiomycetes; Helotiales; Mollisiaceae
Product: Ketosamine-3-kinase
Exons: 5
Coding region: 18-1004 (328 amino acids)
Source: RefSeq, a predicted model, not a curated record
AUUGUAUCAAUCCAAAAAUGCCACCCAAAAUCGACCCAGCAAUCCUCAAAGCUCUUUCCCUAGACGAAGCCAAUACAACCAUCUCCUCACACGGCGGAUCAGGGUUCGUGAGCACGUUUAAACUUACCACCAAGGAUAAAGAUGAGAAGGAGAAACUGUAUUUUGUGAAGACAGGAAAGGGCAGGGAGUGUGAGAUUAUGUUUGCUGGUGAACAUGCAUCCUUAAAUGCAAUCCACUCAGCAGUUCCUUCUCUCUGUCCCACCUCCCAUGCCCAUGGUCCCCUAUCGCACCCACCCAACACCUUCUUCCUAGCCACCGAUUUCCUCGCCCUCUCAUCCUCCCCAUCUUCAGGCGCCUCACUACCCCACAAACUCGCCCUCCUCCACUCAACACCGGCCCCCAUCCCACCCGGCCACACCGUUCCACAAUUCGGCUUCCACCUCCCCACCUGCUGCGGCGACACCGUGCAAGACAACACCUACCACCCCUCCUGGUCUACCUUCUUCUCCGAAUGCCGCCUAACGCACAUCCUCUCUUGCGCAGAAAAAAACAACGGUCCAGACACCGACCUCUCCUCCCUCGUCCAACAAACCUGUUCCAUCGUCGUCCCCCGUUUACUCCGAGACGGACACCUACGAUCCGCAGAAGGGAGCAAUAUAACCCCGGUCCUCGUACACGGCGAUCUGUGGUCCGGGAAUCAUGGCCGAGGCAGCAUCGAUGGCGGGGCGGUGGAGGAGCGGGUUUUUGAUCCGAGUUGCUGCUGGGCGCAUUCCGAGUUUGAGUUUGGGAUUAUGGGGAUGUUUGGUGGGUUUGGGGGGCGGUUUCGGGAGGAGUAUUGGGGGGUUAAGGGGAAGGAUGAGCCGGUGGAGGAGUGGGAGGAUAGGGUGGCGCUUUAUGAGUUGUAUCAUCAUUUGAAUCAUUAUUCGAUUUUUGGGGGGAGUUAUAGAGGGGGUGCUGUUAGGAUUAUGAAGAGCUCGUUAAAGAAGUAUGGAGAUGGGGGUUGAGCAGUGAAGACUUGUUAAGUAAGGGAAUAGCACUUGCUAGCUCUUAAACAAGCAAACUGUACAGAAAUCUGAGAUGAAAAAGAUGCACGUAUUGCCAUCAGGGUUAAGACGAAUCCAAUGGGCAUAGCACAUUGAUUGCAUUCUCAAAGUCACAAAAACGUUGCAGACAUAAGUCUCGCUAAAGCAUCCAUUCUUCCAUGAUCAACUAUGCUGCGCCGAAUUCAUAUGCCCUAUUUACUAACGCGGCGACUAGGAGACUCGUGGUUUCAUCACCCCUCCAAAUCAUCAAAUGGAUAUCCUUCCAUAAUCCAUGCAAAACAAUGUACACGAACAUAAACAUUUCCAAAUCAAUCAUUGACUGUCUGCUGCUGCUGUUUCUGGAAGUUCACAUCCUUGCGAGAAGAAGAUCCUAGCCGGCUUAUCGUAGUCAUUCUCGAGACUG